GGCAACCGGAGGCUAUGGCGCUGCCCUGCGCGGGACUGGCGCGCUACCUGCUGCUGCUGGCGCAGGAGAACUUGGAAUUCAGGCUGCCGGAAAUAAAGUCUCUGAUCUUCCUCAAUGGUGGACAGUUUAUUUGUCAACAAGAAUCAAAGCUAAAUUCUCCAUUUUGGAUUCUAAGCUUGCUUUCAGAAGAGAUGGCUAGAGGACUAAUGAAGCGUACAGUAUGUGCCAAGUCUAUAUUUGAACUGUGGGGCAAUGGCAGAUCUGUAGAAGAACUACACUCUUCGUUAAAGAAAUAUCCAGUAGAGAAGAUGGAACCAUAUCUGCGGUCAAACUUUACAUACAAAAUAAAGGUGCAUGCUUUUAACAAAACACUAACACAACAAGAGAAGCUUGAAAGGAUAGAUUCUCUAGAGUUUUUACCAUUUAAAGGAAAAGUGAAUUUAAAGAAACCAGAUCAUAUUUUUUGGUUUUUGGAAGAUUAUGGGACAGAUCCAAAUAACAUCCCAGAACAGCCUUUUCAUUUAUAUUUUGGUAGAUGGAUUGCCAAUGGACAAAGGGACCUUAUUGAGUCAUACAGUGUAAAAAGAAGACACUUCAUUGGGAACACAAGCAUGGACGCCUGCUUGGCUUUUAUCAUGGCAAACCAUGGAAAAGUAAAAACAAACGAUGUUGUGUUUGAUCCAUUUGUGGGAACAGGUGGGCUUCUUAUAGCCUCAGCACACUUCGGAGCAUACGUAUGUGGUACAGAUAUAGAUUAUAGCACAGUACAUGGAUUGGGCAAAGCAAGCAGGAAGAAUCAGAAGUGGAGAGGGCCUGAUGAAAAUAUUAGAGCCAACCUUCGUCAGUAUGGCUUGGAGAAUUGCUACCUUGAUGUAUUAGUUUCUGAUGCAUCAAAACCCAUAUGGAGGAAGGGAAUGAAAUUUGAUGCAAUCAUCACAGACCCUCCAUAUGGUAUACGAGAAGCUACCAGAAGAACUGGAUCCCAGAAGGAAAUGGCCAAAGAGACAGAAAGAGGCACAGAAAAUCACAUCUCCAUUUCUUCAAACUACCAUCUGAGCGACAUCCUUUUUGACCUAUUAAAAUUUGCAGCUGAGUACCUGGUGAUUGGAGGAAGGUUGGUCUACUGGCUUCCUGUUUACAAACCAGAAUAUACAGAAGAGAUUAUACCCCAGCACCCAUGUCUGAAACUUAUUAGUAACUGUGAACAGACACUUUCCAGCCACACGUCAAGACACCUGAUAACCAUGGAAAAGGUGAAAGAAUUUGAGGAUGAAGACCAGUAUUUUCACAUAUUGGAAAGCCAGUAUCUGUCAUACAAAAGUCACAAUUCCUUUCGUGAGAAAUAUUUUAGUGGAGUGACCAAGAGGAUUGCCAAGGAAGAAAAAGACAACCAGAAAUAAUUGUUUUUAAAAGACUGAAACAAAGGACUCACAUUUGGCUGUUAAGACAUCUGGACCGCAAUAUUACAUGGAUGCUUCAGAGAACAAAUACUGGUUUGCAUUUUUAAAAACUCGAAGCAAAAACCACAACAUAAGUUAAGAGCAGUUCUUUUUCAUUAGGAUUGUUUACACCAGAUUUUAUUGCAUAAGAUUUUUUUACUGUUAGUUAAUUUAUUUUUGUACUUCAAGUUCAAAUGAUGAUUGACUAUAACCUUUAUUGCUACUAUUUUUUUACCCCAUUAUCUCUUGCAAAAACUAGUAGUAUUGUUUGACUUCUUAAACUGUGAACAUCUGGAAGUCUAGAUAUGCAUAAUAUAACAAUCAAGGAUUUCUUAUUAGAAAGAUUGAUUUCAUUUGUUUUCUUCUUUUGUAACUGAUACAUAAUAAAGCCAACAAGGAUUGUUGUGAAUUUUUAAAAAGUA
Messenger RNA from Eublepharis macularius, 1861 nucleotides. It is a transcript of the gene TRMT11, whose product is annotated as tRNA methyltransferase 11 homolog. Gene Ontology annotation, cellular component: cytoplasm. The record is from RefSeq and is a predicted model, not a curated record. The transcript has 13 exons. Gene Ontology annotation, molecular function: nucleic acid binding. The coding region runs from base 15 to 1400 and encodes 461 amino acids. Gene Ontology annotation, biological process: methylation. Lineage: Eukaryota; Metazoa; Chordata; Lepidosauria; Squamata; Eublepharidae.